Molecule: messenger RNA, 3351 nt
Organism: Fopius arisanus
Lineage: Eukaryota; Metazoa; Arthropoda; Insecta; Hymenoptera; Braconidae
Gene: knk
Product: protein Skeletor knk
Exons: 9
Coding region: 218-2251 (677 amino acids)
Source: RefSeq, a predicted model, not a curated record
GGCCCAUUUGAGGCCCAGCGCUUUCCAUAUCCCACGCGCACUAUACCGCUAUCUUAGUCCUGUUUCAAGACCACUGUCAAGUCCACUAAAACAUCGAUCCCAAACAGUUGUUCCCAAUUAUUUCUAUUCCACAAUCUCCAGUGAAUUUUUCUCAAAUUUUGUGUUUAAAAAAUGUAAACGGAAGGGUAAAAAAACAUUAAUUAAAAAUUUCGUUGAAAUGUUGACAGCACGAAUUUCCUGCGUUUUCUUCUUUGUUGCGAUCCUUUCACAAGGUGGUUCUACCCAGGAUACAGAUGAAGAGUACAACGGCAAAUAUAUAGGGAAACUGAAUACAUAUCAUCAUCAAAUUGCUGGUGACGUCUAUGCUGUAGACGAGUACACAUUAUUAUUAACAUCCUUCAGUUACGAUGGUACAGGUGCAGACACAUUUUUCUGGGCUGGUGCCACCAAUCAUCCGGGUCCACAGGGUUUCAUCGUCCCGGAUGAGUUCGGCAAGACUAACGUCCUUGACCGAUAUCUUAAUAAGGAUUUUACACUCACGUUACCAGACAACAAAAAAAUAACGGACAUCAAGUGGUUUGCUAUUUAUGAUCUAUCGAAUCAGAAUACGUUUGGAGAUGUUAAUAUUCCCGAUGAAUUCGAUCCACCAUCCCCUCAACGAAUAUCUCAGCUAUCAAAAAGAUCUCACGGAGUCACUUCAGAGGCCAUAAUAAUUCUAGAUGCAAAAACUAUAAGUAUUCCAGCGUUUUAUUACGAUGGAUUAGGCAAUGACACUUAUUUCUGGGUUGGUGUUGGUCCUCAACCGUCCACCACUGGAUCAAAAGUUCCAGAUGAAUAUGGAUAUCUGGAUCCCCUGAGACACUACAAAGGCGAAGACAUUGUCAUUCAGCUUCCAGGCGAGAUGACAAUACGAAAUAUCAAUUGGCUGAGUAUUUUUGAUGUUGCGACGAAGAGCAAUUAUGGUUCGGUAGUUAUACCGGAAGGCCUGAAUGUCCCGCCAUCACUAGUCAAGGUCGUUAAACACGUGGAGGCUCUCCCGAAUUGCGUACAACUCCACAAGAAUUAUCAAGUCAGCUGGGAGAUAUUUGGACCACAGAUUACCAUCCAAUUGAGUGGGCAGAUCAAAGAGGAUGAGUACAUGGCAUUUGGUCUUUCUGGAUCUGAGGAGAGGAGUCAGAUGGAAGGAGCGGAUGUUACAGUGGCGUAUGUGGAUGGAGCCAGAGGAUAUGCUGUUGAUUACAAUAUUACAGCGAAGGCACCAUGCGGAAAAACCCUUGGACAAUAUAAAGGGGUGUGUAAAGACGAAUUAGUCGGUGGACUGGACAGCAAUCAGAUGUAUACAACUGUCAGAGAGAAUGGAAUUUCUAUCAUCAGUUAUAGGAGAACCCUCAUUUCGUCUGACUCUGGAGAUAAAGUAUACCCAACCGAUCGUCCAGUUUACGUGAUUUGGGCGUUGGGUCGUCUCGACGAGAACAAGGAGCCGAAUUUUCAUGACUUCUACCCUAAAUCCGAUCUUAAACUGGAGUUGAAUCGUCAAGAGCCUCACAGUACCUGCACCGAUUUUACAAUGUCCAGCCGAAAAUUCCGUGAGAUCUGGGAGAAGUCGGACAUCUUCGACAGGAGCAUCAGAACUUUCAAGGCGACAAUAGGACCUUCUGGUGGUAAACGAGGAUACCAGGGUAUCACUGGACAAACCUCCAUGGGACUAGCCUGGUAUAUCAAUGGACAACUCAUCCCGGAGUUAUAUCUCCGACGAGGAUUGACUUACAGUUUUCGAGUUCAUGGUGGCAAUAAUCCCCACAGCGCAAAUCUGUAUCAUCCCUUGAUUAUUACUGAUGAACCUCAUGGAGGGUAUGACAGGCUCAGCGAUAGGGCGCAAAAUCAAGUGAGAGUCCUGGCUGGUGUUGAGUUCACCAGGCGAGGUAGGCCCAGACCCACAGCUGUUGGGCCCCUUUGUCUGAGCAAACAUGAGGGUCGCGAUAGGAGACUUGAUGAUGAUUUUCUCACGUUCAAGAAGUUCAAUCGAACUCUUGUUUACACUUGCGAAGAAGGAGAAGGUGGAUUAUUAGAAGUGACUCCAAAUUCCAGCUGGCCAGACACUGUCUGGUAUAAUUCAUUCACCCAUGCCAACAUGGGUUGGAAAAUUCAUGUAGUGGACGAAUACAUGAGAGUUAGUUCCAAAGGUGCCUUGACAAUAACCACUAGUUUUCUGACAACAGUCGUCAUCUUUUUAUUUUUUCGUGUUAUAUAGAAGGAAGAAUAAACAUAAAAUGACAAGACUGAUGAAUAGACGUGUAUAUUUAAGAUUUGAAAGGACUAAUCCUUGAUCUUCCAGAACUGCUAUCGCGGGGGUUCAGAUUUGAAUAAUAAAAUAAAUAUUAGCUCUCUAUUCAAUUAUAUUAUCCAAUGAUUGUAUAUCGAUUUAUUUUUAUUAAUCUAUUUUUUUACUAACGAGAAAAGAAUGACUAGUAAAUGAAAAAUACGAUUUCUUAUCUUCAUAGAUAUAUUUAUUACCUUUUUGUACCGUGAAUAUGAAUCAAAAAGAAAUAAAUAUCGAGCACCACUAUGUUUACGUUAUUGAGUAUUCACAUUGAGUACUUUUAUCAAUAUCACAUUGGUUGAUAAAAAUGAUUGAAGGACGCAGUGCUCAGUUAAGUUCUCUUAUUUUGCUGUUACGUAAUUUACAUAUAAUAAUUUCCAAAAAAAAACAGAACAUUUAUAAACUUAUUUCUAUGUGAUGUACUUAUCACGUUGACGUGUUGAGAUCUAUGCGAUUCAUUAAAUGUACGAGAUCGAACGCGCGAUCCGCCCCUGGCAUUCGACUGCGUUGUAUUGGUGAUGACAUAGCCAAUUGACCGAUAUGAAAAGUGUUUUGUUCGGAAUGGCCAAUGGGACACAGGAUUACGCGUGAAAAGUCUUACGCAUGGAGGUCGCCGAAAUCUUACUCUCGACAACUUAAUUUUGGUGUAUCAUCUUUUAUAGAUAGGAAUUGAAGGUAUGAUUAAAGUACAUUGUUUUUGUUUGCAAUCAAAUUAAUCGUGAGAAUAACGAGGACUCAAAUUACAAUAUUCACUGAAGCAAAAUUCCGUGUUUGCAUUUAUUUUUUAUGAAAUAGUGAGAAUCGGUAGAAGUGAAAGGCCGUGACUUUUCUCAAACGAUAUUCUCAGGCCUCGAUCAUUCUAUGGCGACAUUAGUUUUAAUAAAGCUAAUAUUUUAAUAACGUACGUGAAUAGUUAUCGAAAAGUCAUAAUUUUCUAUUUUGCCGAACACGACUGAAAAAAAAUAGGACUCAACAUUCCAAUUUAUGGACCAAGUCAUCCAAUACUUAUAUCGCCUUGUGUUAAUUCUAAA